AUGGAUGAAAUCCGCGAUAAAUUAAGCUUAGCUAUCAGAAUUGCGCUUUUGGCUUUAGAUCCCAAAGAAAGUGAAAUUAGGAUUUGGAAAAUACAAAAUUGGGAGUCUAAGGAUGGUAAUAACCAGGUAGAAACUACUUUAUUAGCCGGUACUGAUUUGUUUGUUAGUGUUAUUGGUCUUAAUAUAAAUGAUGGAAAACAAUGCAUUCUUUCGUUAUUCCUCGGAGAAGCCAAAGAUAAUAAAUCUCUAGGCCAAGGUGUUUUGGAUUACAAAGAUGAUUUAAAAUUAGACCAAGAAAAAUUUCCAGUCUCUAUAAUAAACUAUUUACACAACAAGAGACAUUCUGAUAUUAUUGACAUUGUAAGAAAGAAACUUCAAUUGAAAGAAAAUCAUUCCUUACCUAAACUAGAAGAGCAUGAAUACAUGAAGAGGGCAUUAACUCCAGGUGUUACUGACCCAAAGAUAUCAAUUUCCAAAGAUCAGCAAGGAUUACCGCGCACCACCAAUUCAUCAGGUAAUCCACCAGAUAUGCCUGACUUUGAUGAUGAAUAUGAAAUGUUAGGCGGAAAGAACCCCAGUCAACAGAAUCCUUACCCUGGCUUGAAUAUUGCACAGCCCCAAGCAAGCGGGUAUGGUCAAAAAGAUUUAUACCCUACUGGAGAGCGUAUUCCAAAUCUUUUAGAUCCACUAGCUACCUCUCGUCCUUCAAAUAAUGGUAUUAUGGGACCUGGCUCAGGUGGAAUGUCAUUUGAUCCAUUAAGAGAUUUCCAAAGACAACAAGAUGAUGCUAAUAGCCAAGGUAACGUUGGACGGAUGCCAGGAGCACGCUGGUCAGACCCAUUUGGCAAAGGAAAUCCAGGUGGCGGUGCAUUUGGAUCCAGUGGAUUUGGCUCUGGUGGGUUUAGACCUGGAGAAUUUGGACCCGGAGGAUUUAUUUAA
Henningerozyma blattae CBS 6284 is the source of this 939-nucleotide messenger RNA. RefSeq names its product Fub1p (gene FUB1). The record is from RefSeq and is a predicted model, not a curated record. NCBI's taxonomy places the organism in Eukaryota, Fungi, Ascomycota, Saccharomycetes, Saccharomycetales, Saccharomycetaceae. The coding region runs from base 1 to 939 and encodes 312 amino acids. The transcript has a single exon.